Messenger RNA from Chenopodium quinoa (quinoa), 657 nucleotides. RefSeq lists its product as uncharacterized. The record is from RefSeq and is a predicted model, not a curated record. Gene Ontology annotation, molecular function: nucleic acid binding; zinc ion binding. NCBI's taxonomy places the organism in Eukaryota, Viridiplantae, Streptophyta, Magnoliopsida, Caryophyllales, Amaranthaceae. Bases 1 to 657 code for a protein of 218 amino acids. The transcript is spliced from 2 exons.
AUGUCAAACCUUGCAAAACUCGAAUUUGUUGCUCUUGAUAUUACUGGAAACAACUAUCUGUCUUGGGUGUUAGAUGCUGAAAUACACUUAGAUGCAAAGGGACUUGGUGAUACUAUUAAAGAAAACAAUACUGCAACAAGCCAAGAUAAGGCUAAAGCUAUGAUAUUCCUUCGCCAUCACCUUCAUGAAGGCCUUAAGACUGAAUACUUGACUAUUAAAGACCCACAAACACAAUACCGUGAAAAGGGUUUUACAAAAUAUUCUGAAUUGAUAUCUUGUCUCCUUGUGGCCGAGCAAAAUAAUGAACUAUUAAUGAAAAAUCAUGAAUCACGCCCAACUGGCUCUACUCCAUUCCCUAAAGCGAAUGCGACAUCCCAUAGUGGGAAAGAGAAAAAGGCUAGAGAUCACGCCAGCAGUCGUGGUCGAGGUCGUGGACGAGGCCACGGACGUGGACAUGAUCGUGGUCGAGGUGGUCAUUUUAGAAACUCAUACUCUCACCAGAAGUGGGACAAUAAAGAUGGAAAUAAGAAUGAGAAGGAUAAAUAUGAAAACAUAUGCUAUCGUUGUGGAGGAAAAGGCCAUUGGUCUCGUGUGUGUCGCACACCAAAACAUCUAGUAGACCUUUAUCAACAAUCAAUCAAACAGAAAGGAAAGUAG